AUGAAGUAUCGCAUUGUGCUUAUGCUGGGGUGCUUGUUAGUGGUGGGGGCUGAGAAGGAAGGAAUGUUCUUGGGGAGUCCUUUUGUGACGCAUAUGUAUGUGACCCAGCCAGUGGCUAGUGAUAAGAGUGGAGUAGGUGGGGCUGGAGGUAAGUCUGAGAAGAGUAAGGAGAGUAGUAGUGGGCCUAAGAGUGAUGCAAGUAGUGCGACGAGUAAAGAUAGUAAGUCGGGUAGUGAUAAGAGUAGUAGUAGUAAACCGGCGGAUAGUUCUAAGGAUAGUGGUGGGUUGAUGGGUUUGUUUGGUGGGAGUAAAAGUAGCAGUAAGGCUAAGACUCCCACUAGUACGAAAGGGGCUAGUCCGACGGCGACGGGUGGACGGGGUAAGCCGAGUGGAGGGCUGUUUGGUCUUUUUGGGCCGGCUUCAACUAAGAGUGCUAAGGCCUUGACUACCUCGUUGGCGGCUAAGAAAACAUCUAAAUCGACCAGUAAGGCGUCUAAGUCGUCUAAGCCCAGUAAGAGUACUAGUUCUAAACUUGCUGCAACGUCUAGUCUUAAGAGUAAGAGUAAGACUGAUAAAUCUGUGGCGGUGAAAUCUAGUGCGGUGAAAUCUAGUGCGCUUAAAUCUAGUGUGGCGAAAUCUAAGACGCCAAAAUCGGUUUCUUUGAAAUCUAGUGCGGUGAAGUCUGCUUCUUUGAAAUCUAGUGCGGUGAAAUCUGCUUCUUUGAAAUCGUCUUCUUUGAAAUCGGUGUCGGUGAAGUCUGCUUCGGUGAAAUCAUCUUCUUUGAAGUCGGUGUCGGUGGGCUCAAUUUCGCGCUCGGCUGGAUUGUCGGCGAAAUCGGUGUCAUUGUCGCCUUCGAAGAGUGUGGUGGUAAGUGGCAGUAGGUCAGGAUUAGUGAGUGCAACCAGAAGUGUUAGUGUGGGGUUAAACGCUACGGGUGUAGUGGCCGAUGUUUAUGGUAUUACGGGAGUUGAUUCUGUUCGAGUUAAAGAAGCAAUGGCUGUGGCUAAUGCUACUGCAAUUGUGAAUAUUGCUGUUUACUUUGAUCCUGGCUGUGGAUGCUUUGUGGAUGCUGAGCGGAAGCUUAAAAUGACGAAAGUCAAUGGUGAGCUGGUUGAUGCUAGUGGAAUGUUUAAGGGAGUUGAUUGUGGCUGUAAAUCCGCUGCUGAAAUCAAGGAAAAAGCUACCUUGACUGAAACAGGAUUCUAUCAAGUAAACACUUCUUCUGCGGAGGCUAAAGCGCAGGCUCAAGCGGCCAGUAAAGUCUUAACUCAGCUUCAGAGCUCUGGUGCUACUUCUUCUGCGAGUGCAUCGGCUGGAGCUAGUGCCGGCGCCUCUGCUGAUGCCUCUGCUGAUGCCUCUGCUGAUGCCUCUGCUGGUGCGGCGGCUGGAGCCGCUGCCGGGGCUGCAACUGCGGGUGCUGCUGCGGGUGCAAGUGCUUCAGCUGAUUCUUCAGCGAGCGCAGAUGCCGCGGCUGGCUCUUCUGCUGAUGCCAGUGCUGGCGCGGAUGCCUCUGCUUCUGCGGGUGCCGAUGCAAGUGCUGGUGCAAGUGCUGGUGCCGGUGCUGGUGCAAGUACAGGUGUUGAUACUCCGGCAGAUACUGGUGCUUCAGCUAGUGCCGGAGCGGAUGCCUCUGCUUCUGCUGGUGCGGAUUCCUCGGCUUCGGCCGAUGUGCCGGCUAGUGGCAUUCCUUCAAGUGCUUCAAUCGACAUGCCAAUGGCCUCAAGUAUGCCUUCAAGUGUGCCUUCAAGUGUGCCUUCAAGUAUAUCUUUGAGCGCUUCUAGUUCUUUAAGCGGGGUUAUGCCAACAGCUGUGGUUUCUGAUAGUCCUUUGCUUCCUACUACGUUGCCAGUUGGACCAGUGGCUCCUCUGCCAGAAUCACCAUCUACUUCUAGUGUGAGUAGUAGUAUGCCUAUGCCGACCCAGGCGGGGCCUUUGCCUGUUUCAACUUAUAACCCAUUAACUGGCGAUUGCGUUGCGGAUCCAUGCCAGGAUAUAGUUAGAUACUUCAAGAUUAGAAUCCCGCAGCUAUUGCCUAGGACUGCUGUAAUUACUCAGCAAAUUACCCAAACUAUUAGUGUUGAUCGGCCAGUUACUCAAUACCAAACUAUUAGUGUUGACCGGCCAGUUACUCAGUACCAAACCAUCAGUGUUGACCGACCUGUUGUCCAGUACCAAACAUUAACUGUUCCUGUAGACAGACCCAUCACUCAACUACAGACGCAAACCAUUCAGGUUGAAAAGCCGCCAGUUACUCAACAGCAUACCCAAACAAUUUGUGUGCCAAAGCCAACCACUCUCCACCAUGUGCAGACAAUCAACAUCAACAAGCCCGUUACCAUGUACACGACUCAAGUAGUCAAUGUUACCACUCCAGUCACCUACUACCAGACGCAAACCAUCAAUGUUCCUGUUCCUACACCGGCCUUUAUCACCAACCACCAAACCAGAACAAUUGCCACCACAGUGCUUUCAACUAUCACUCUAACGCACAGCAGCCCAGUAGUCAUUCCUACUACAGUCCAUGUUCCAGUAACAGUAACAGCUGCUCCGCAUAUCCAAACCACACAGAUAGCACCGCCUCAGGUGAUCCAGACUACAGUUCAAAAUGUCUCUGUCCGAACAACCACCGUGGUCUUACAACCUGCUGCUACUGUCGGGCACCACCACCACCAUACCCACCAUACCUGCACUACCGAUUCAGUGUGCAUUGUGGAACAGCCCGUUGGCUACCAUACCAUUCCUAUAUCUAUUGAGCCAACUACCUUUGCGGAAGAGCUCUGCCCUUGUGAAAACGCUUUCUGUCUGAACACCUGCACACCCAUGGUUGAUUCUGGAAGUCCUGUCAACCACGUGCUGUUCAAUGGUUCAGCUAUUGUUGCCCGCCACCACUGA
This is a messenger RNA of Nematocida homosporus, 2892 nucleotides long. RefSeq lists its product as uncharacterized. Lineage: Eukaryota; Fungi; Microsporidia. The transcript has a single exon. The record is from RefSeq and is a predicted model, not a curated record. Bases 1 to 2892 code for a protein of 963 amino acids.